AUGUCUACUGCUACCAAACCCAACAUGGUAGGCAAUGAUUUGUCGGAACGUCAGAACACCAAGGAGUAUUGGUCAAGUGAGAUCCGCACUUUGGGAAUUCAACUCAAUCCUGAAGAAUGGACCUAUGCUAAUAAACUCAACCAUCCUGGUACACUUAUUGCCAAUUAUCAUAGUUGGCACACCAAGGGUAGAGCACCUACAGAAGAGGAAAUCGCAGAAAUCUUCUUGCCCCUCAAGGACAAACAGUUCAACAAGAUUCUUCCAUGCAAACAGAAUAACUGGCAAAUGGCCCCUUCAUCUUUGAAAGCCAAUCCCAACAAAACUAUUGUUGAGAUUCUACGCAACCCUUACCAGCAGGAGCUAGUCAAAUGGAAGAAUGAUGAUGCCAAAGGCAAAAUGGCACAAUGGGAUACUGUGCUUCUAUACACAGGACAAUCCUUCAUGUUCCACCAAGUCUACAAGGCAAAGCAUCCUGAACUGACCAAAGUGGAGUCACUCCGUGCAUCAAUGAAGUUAUCCCGAGAAAUCUGCAAACAGCAUGGAGAUGUUAAACAUCAUAUCCAUCACGUGUGGUGCCCAGAGUUUGUCAAAACCAAAUUGAGGCCAAAGGACUUUGCAAAAUGGGAUACAGCUAGAUUGGAACGUUUGAAGGAGGAGAAUAACAAGAAACAAACUGCUCGUAAGCGAAAGAAUGAAAACCAAGAAAAGAUUCGGAGGGCCAAGAAGCCUUAUCUCAACAACCCAGCUCCCCUCCCUGCAUCAAAGCCCAAGCCUGCUCCACCUUCAGUUACAACCAAUGCUCAAGCUCCAGUUCUAGCUUGUGCUAUCAAGCCUGUGCCACCUGGAUAUGGUUAUAGCUCUGACACAGAUGAUGAAGUGGUUGAGCAUUUCUCAGAGGAAGAAGAAGAUGAGUCUUUCACAGAGAAUGAAGGAGGAGUCACUGUUGAUGUAUCUCUUGAGGAAUUCAACAAAGAGACAGAUGAUGGUUCCACUGGUUCCUUUCAUUAUCCAAAUGAAUCAGACAUGCCUUCCGACAAUGAGGAGGAUGUUGCUAGUGAAACUGAAGAGUUGGAGGCAUCUACUUUGCUUGAAACAGAGUUGCUUGAGAGCAUGACUGCUCCUAUGGUGGAUGGAGACAGCAAGCUUGUUCCUCCUUGUGACCUUUGGGCAACCAUGAAGAAUGUGCAGUACAAUGAGAUCCAAUCAUUCGUGAAUCACUUUGCUUCUAUGCAUGGCCUUCAAUUUGAAUCUUUUUCCAACCCAAAUAGUGGUUGGAUCAAAGCUUGUUUGGAAGCAUGGGGCAUGUAUGAUGAAAACUCUAUGGGCAAUGACUGGAAGGCUGCUGUAAAAACCUGGCUCCAUACAAUCCACCAACAAUCUUUCCCAGCAUAUCUGAGUGCCUUCUAUGAACUAUUGACUGCUCAAGUUUUGAAGGAUAAGAAGGGCCAGGAAGUUAUGAGAGAGAAAUUGGAUCGAUUCUUCUCUCAUUUCAUUCUAGAGCCACGUUUUGAUUUGGAUCCUGUGGUAUGGAGUAAAGUGGGAGUGGCAAUUCAAGGUGAGCUCAGUCCCCUAUUUGUGCCCCAGGACAAUAAUGAACACAAGAAGAUGAAGGAGAAGAAAGGGGUUCUGAGGAGAAAAAGGAAGGGUAGCUCCAUCAUUUGA
Molecule: messenger RNA, 1662 nt
Organism: Seminavis robusta
Lineage: Eukaryota; Bacillariophyta; Bacillariophyceae; Naviculales; Naviculaceae
Source: the annotation of a GenBank genome assembly